Molecule: messenger RNA, 492 nt
Organism: Cordyceps militaris CM01
Lineage: Eukaryota; Fungi; Ascomycota; Sordariomycetes; Hypocreales; Cordycipitaceae
Exons: 2
Coding region: 1-492 (163 amino acids)
Biological process (GO): cobalamin biosynthetic process
Molecular function (GO): methyltransferase activity
Source: RefSeq, a predicted model, not a curated record
AUGUCUCGCGGACCCCAAGCUCGUCGUCGCUCGCCAUCGCUCUGCUCCGUUUCUUCGGCCGAGAGCUCGUGGAGCGACCUCGACGGCACCACCACGGGCACCGCCGCCGCCGCCGCCGCCCCGGCCGUCGCCGUCGCCAACUGCCACCGGUGCCCGUCCCCAGAAUGCCCGCUGCUCCGCCAUCGCCAAAACAGCGUCUCGUCUGUCCGCAGCUGCGAGGACAUGAGCGCCGACAAGACGCAGCAGCUCUGGCUCUGCAUGCUGGCGCUGCAGCAGCGCUACGCCUGCUACAACUCGACCCGCAUCGACCUCGCGCUUGGCGCGGGCGAGCAGGCUGUCAAUUUCAUGCCGAAUCGCUUCAUCAUCGACACACUUAAUAACUCCCUCCGCGAUCUGCCCGACGAGGGCUGGGAUCAGCUCUACAGCUGUCUCGAGGACCAGGGAGCGACGGAAAAGCCAAAGUCGAAGCGCAAGUUCUGGUCCAAGGCUUAG